Molecule: messenger RNA, 2640 nt
Organism: Wickerhamiella sorbophila
Lineage: Eukaryota; Fungi; Ascomycota; Dipodascomycetes; Dipodascales; Trichomonascaceae
Product: Kinesin-like protein bimC
Exons: 1
Coding region: 1-2640 (879 amino acids)
Biological process (GO): microtubule-based movement
Molecular function (GO): microtubule binding; ATP binding; plus-end-directed microtubule motor activity
Source: RefSeq, a predicted model, not a curated record
AUGAAUCGAACGCGCGACCGCGACGACGAUAAUGUUCGUGUCGUGGUACGCUGUCGCGGCAGGAACCAGCGGGAAACGAGCGCUAACUCUAAAAUAGUAGUGGAUCCAAGCAGCGACACCCAAAUAUGUCUCACCGCCCGCCCGGGCGGUCCUACAAAAGUGUACACAGUCGAUCGGGUAUUUGGUGCUGGUACAGAUCAACGCACAUUGUACGAGGAAACCAUCCAACCUCUGGUUCAAGAUUUUAUAUCAGGUCUCAACUGUACAGUAUUUGCCUACGGACAGACUGGCACAGGUAAAACUUACACAAUGAGUGGAGAUUGUACAGAUCGUCACAAUGCACGAGCGGGAAUCAUACCACGAGUUUUGGAGCAACUAUUCGAGCACCUGGAAAGGCAGAACAAGGAUUGGAGCGUUUCGUGUCAAUAUGUUGAGAUCUAUAACGAAGAACUGAGAGACUUACUUUCAGAGGGCGAGUCGCCAAAGCCUCUGCGCUUGUUGGAUGAUACUAUUAGGAAAACCGUUAAAAUACGUGGGCUCGAAGAGGUGUUCACUACAAAUGCCGAAAAUGCACUGAAAUUAGUAGUACGUGCGAAUUCAAGACGGAAAGCUGCUGCUACGAAGCUCAAUGCAUGCUCAAGUCGAAGCCAUGCGAUCUUCACGUUGAAACUUUCCACGACAACGAGAAAUAACGAAGUUGUAUCGUCAAAAAUACACUUGGUAGAUCUUGCUGGCUCAGAAAAUAUUGGUCGAUCGGGUGCUGAAAAACACAGAGCCAGAGAAGCAGGAUCUAUAAACCAGAGUCUACUUGUUUUGGGCCGUGUGAUCAGCAGUCUAGUCGACAGAUCUCAGAGGAUUCCUUACCGCGAUUCAAAACUCACUAGAAUUUUGCAAGAUUCGUUGGGAGGCGCUACGAAAACAUGUCUUAUUGCUACUCUAAGCCCUGUAGACGACGAUGCUGAAGAGUCUUUGUCCACGCUUGAAUAUGCGUCGAGAGCAAAGAACAUCAAAAACCACCCACAAGUUCUGCCAACGGUUCCCAAACCUAGUAUGUUGCGUGAGCUAGCUCUUGUAAAUGAGAGUCUUAGGAACGAGCUGGCUGCUCAGCGCGAUCACGAUAAUGGCGUAUUCUUAUCGAAAUUAAAAUACGAGCAACUUCAGUCGGAGGCUGAAAGUAAGACGCAGGAAGUUGCUGAAACUAAUAGUCGAAUGAAAAUCCAGGCUGAAGAGAUCGCUAGAUUAGAGGGUCUUUUACAAUCGUCGCAAGUGUUGAAUGCAGACACCAGGAGACAGCUCGAAGACAUUACCGAAACUGUCACAGCACUUAAUUCUGAAAAUCGGGACCUGUCCGAACGUUCAAGCACUCUUAUCAGUGAAAAUACGCGACUCAGCGAGCGUGCUUAUUCGCUUGAAGACGAAUUGCUCGAACAGCAGCGAAUGCAUUACUCUCAGCAACAGAUAUGGGACAGCUUCCGAGCGCAAAUACUUGGUUCAUUAUCGGAGCAUCAGCAAGCAGUCAAGUCACUCGAAGAGUCACUGAUUACACGUGAAGCCAACCUCCGAAAAGAAGUAGCAGCGCUUCUUCAUGAGAUCGAGCAGGGCGUAGAGGCUCUUGAGCACCCACCCUUAAUGUCAUUUGACUCGGGGAGUGAACUAAAGCGUAGCUGCAGAGUUGACAUAGCCCGUGGAAUUGAGUCCAUCGAGCAAACUCUUACAAUGGCCCUGCAAUCUGCCCACGCAAACGUCAAGACGCUGUUCGAUAAUGCCCGUACCCCCUUGAACAUGGCCAUUGGCUACGUCCAAGAAUUAAAGCGUACACUUGAUCUCGAUUCUACAAACUCUCGUGUCGUUGCACAGCUGGCAACCGAGUCCAAAGCGUUUUUUGUUGCCUAUGAGCAACACCUAGCGUUCCUGCGCGAGCAAGAACGGCAGCGAACCAAAGAAAGCACAGAAGCGGAAAAUCGGAUUAUUGAAAGUAUACGCAGUGCGUUCGCCACACAUCGCAAUAGCCACCUGCUAGAGAAUGUUCCCGACCCGACUGGGCUUGAGCAUCGGAUUGAAACCAUCACUCAUACUAUAGGAUCAGCAAACGCUGUAACAGAAAACAUGCAACUUCUUGAGCGGGCCCUUUCCAGCGCGAAAUACCAUCUAGAACUUCCGCCUAUCAAUACAACGGAACUUCCGGGCGUGAACUCUUUUGUCAAAUCCAUGUCGACCUCUGUCGAUGAGGCAAUAAGUGGUCUUGAACAGAAGGCGAGAGAUGCUAUUGAAACUACUCAGCAAAGCUACCUAGGCAAGUUUGAAGCUGCUCAAUCUGAACUGAGCAAUGCACAGGAACGGAUCCGUUCGCUUGCAGUCCCCGAUGAUGUACAUGAGACGCCUCGUGCACACGUUGAUGACUCCAUGCGACAACUGCAGGGGAUCGCUGAGAACAUACGUUCGUGCGAUGGCAAUUAUGAUGGUCAGGGCCAACCCGAUGACGCAAACCGUGGAGUAACUGUUCGCGUGCGUCCUGCAGCAAGUCCGGUGGCUGCCCUUCGGGAGAUCGUUAAUGACGAUGUGAUUGCUUCGCGUAAACGUCGGGCCACCAAGGAGCGUCCCUCUAGCAGCUGUAAAAAGCCUUUGCGUAAUAUUUAUUGA